AUGCGAUUUUCAAUUACCAGCUUGACCCUUUUGACUUUGUCUGCCGUCUACGCCUUGCCAGCAGUACCCCAUCCCGAGGCAGUCGCGCGAGCACCGUCUCCUCAACUUGGAGGCUUAACUAGCGGAGGCGGACCUCUGGGAAUGGUCGAAGGUCUCCUAGGAAUGGGAGGUGGAUCAGCACCUCAAGCCGCAGCUGCGAGCUCAAGUCCUGCAGCCGUAUCCGCCGCCGAGCUCCUCGCUCAACCCUCCGCAUCGGCCUCACCUGCAACUGCUCAGCCUGCCGCCGCCGCUCCCGCCGCCGGCGGACUGGGAGGUCUUGGUGGACUCCUCGGUGGACUCCUCUGA
Kockovaella imperatae is the source of this 345-nucleotide messenger RNA. RefSeq lists its product as hypothetical. The transcript is spliced from 2 exons. The record is from RefSeq and is a predicted model, not a curated record. NCBI's taxonomy places the organism in Eukaryota, Fungi, Basidiomycota, Tremellomycetes, Tremellales, Cuniculitremaceae. Bases 1 to 345 code for a protein of 114 amino acids.